Exophiala mesophila is the source of this 1920-nucleotide messenger RNA. Its product is annotated as actin, gamma. Lineage: Eukaryota; Fungi; Ascomycota; Eurotiomycetes; Chaetothyriales; Herpotrichiellaceae. Bases 390 to 1517 code for a protein of 375 amino acids. The record is from RefSeq and is a predicted model, not a curated record. The transcript has 5 exons.
CUCGAGUAUUCACUUGAGGCUGGUAUCUAUUGUAGUCACCUACUGUAGUUGUCGGCACUAGCUUUUUAGUCAGAGCACCUUGCAUGAGUGACGGUGUCUGGUUAGAGAGACCGCAUUGCUCCUUCCUAAGGCGAGGUCCAGCUUUCGAGUCUGAUCAGCUUCUUGGCGCCUGCCCACUGGCACCGCCCACCGCCUGCCGUCCUUCAAAUCCAUCUCACCCUCGCAUCUUGUUCCAGCUUUCCAACAUACUCGACUUCCAUUCACACUUCCACCGUCGAUUCUCCCGCUCACUUCACCAAGUUCAUUGCUUUAUUUCUCGAGCAGUGACCUCUCACGAAACCCCAUCUCCCUUGUCUACUGUCCCCUAAUCACCAACCGAUCUAGCCAUCAUGGAAGAAGAAGUUGCCGCGCUCGUCAUUGACAAUGGCUCUGGUAUGUGCAAAGCUGGCUUUGCCGGUGAUGACGCCCCCCGAGCAGUCUUCCCAUCCAUCGUCGGUCGCCCCCGCCACCAUGGUAUCAUGAUUGGUAUGGGUCAGAAGGACUCCUACGUUGGUGAUGAGGCCCAAUCCAAGCGUGGUAUCCUCACCCUUCGAUACCCUAUCGAACACGGUGUCGUGACCAACUGGGAUGACAUGGAAAAGAUCUGGCAUCAUACCUUCUACAAUGAAUUGCGUGUGGCUCCUGAAGAGCACCCCGUCCUCCUGACCGAGGCUCCCAUCAACCCCAAGUCCAACAGAGAAAAGAUGACGCAGAUUGUCUUCGAGACUUUCAACUCGCCUGCAUUCUACGUUUCCAUCCAGGCCGUCCUCUCUCUCUACGCUUCCGGUCGUACCACCGGUAUCGUCCUCGAUUCCGGUGAUGGUGUCACUCACGUUGUGCCCAUCUAUGAGGGUUUCGCUCUUCCUCACGCCAUUUCUCGUAUUGAUAUGGCUGGUCGUGAUUUGACCGAUUACCUGAUGAAGAUCUUGGCCGAGCGAGGAUACCCAUUCUCGACCACUGCCGAACGCGAAAUUGUUCGCGAUAUCAAGGAGAAGCUCUGCUAUGUCGCUCUCGACUUUGAGCAAGAAAUCCAAACUGCAUCUCAGAGCUCCAGUUUGGAGAAGUCCUACGAGCUUCCCGAUGGCCAAGUCAUCACCAUCGGCAAUGAAAGAUUCCGAGCCCCCGAGGCACUCUUCCAACCCAGCGUUCUUGGUCUAGAAUCCGGCGGUAUUCACGUUACCACUUUCAACUCCAUCAUGAAGUGCGACGUGGAUGUUCGAAAGGACCUUUACGGAAACAUUGUCAUGUCUGGUGGCACCACCAUGUAUCCCGGUAUCUCUGACCGUAUGCAAAAGGAAAUCACUGCUCUCGCACCUUCUUCCAUGAAGGUCAAGAUCAUUGCUCCUCCCGAGCGAAAGUACUCUGUCUGGAUCGGAGGUUCCAUCUUGGCAUCUCUUUCCACCUUCCAGCAAAUGUGGAUCUCCAAGCAGGAAUACGAUGAGAGUGGUCCUUCCAUUGUCCACCGCAAGUGCUUCUAAACAUUUUUCCAUCUUGCAGGAAAGCUUGGUUCCUAUCCCGACACGCAGCAAUUUUCUAGAUUCAGUUGUGCACGACGUCAAGACAUUGAUGAAAGGAAUGGUGGGAUGGAGCAUAGAAUUGUGCGCUAUGGCAGUGGGAGGUCCAAAAGUCCAUGUGAAGUAGCAGGCACGAGGUAUGAAUCUGGUUCACUUAGGUGGGCCCAGGAUCAUUGAUGCAUGUAUUCCGACAAUAGCAAUCUCAAUGAGUAACCAUCAUUCCACCAAGACGUCUUGGAAGUGUCAUGUGGUCAACACAUCUCUGACGCUCCUUGGUGAUUUCUGGACUAGGGCAUGUAUUGCUCCAAUUGCCGUUGUGAAGUCUAAAUCUUUUGGCUAAAUCUCAAUAUUGUAGACAACGUCAGCC